UGAAAAAAAAACUUUAAUAUUUUAGUUGUAUUUCAUACUGCUCUUCCUGUUUUUUAGAGAAGCGAAAAAUGUACAAUCAAGGAGCUUCACCGGCAACGGUUUUGAUCCAAAGGCCUCCACCCAGUGUCAAUGAAAAAGCGUUAAAAAUCAUUGGUAUUAUCCAGCUACUUGUGGGAAUCGCAGCGGUGGCUAUUGGUAUUACAAUGUCUACAAUCAAUACUUCGUACUGGCUUGUCAACAUGCGGAGCGGAAUUUGGAUCGGUGUAUGGAUUAUCAUAGCCGGAAUACUUUGCAUUAGCAUCACAUCAUCUUCUCACAACAAUUGUUUGAUUGGCACAGCUAUGUUUUUCAACAUCAUCGCGAUUAUUGGAGCAGUGGUGGAUGGUAUACUAUUUGCAAUUGCUUUAUGGUAUUUCACUAACUGCGAAACUUACAGCUACUCUUACUACUACUACUACUACUACCGCAGCUACAGUACAGCGUGCAGGUCGGUAACAGGUGCUAUCUUUUUUGGCGUACUUCUUGGACUUAUGGUGUUGGAGUUUUUCCUUGGGUUAGCCGCUUCCAUAUACUGCUGCAGUGGCUGUUGUGGCGGUCAAAGUUCUCAAGGAGUCGUUAUUCACCAACAAACACCUAACUACGUUGUCAGCACUUCUGGACAAACUAUGUAUCCUGGACAACAGCAACCUGUCUCUAAUCCUUAUCCGUAUAACACGGCAUAUCAACCGACGUCUCCGCAGUAUGUCGGUGCUACAUAUACCAAUCAAGGUGGAAACACUAACGUGGCAUACUCCACUGAAAAAACUAGUCUGUUGCAGGGACAUCAAGGAGGACCUGCGUAUCAGCAGCAAUAUCAAGAAGCGCCGCCAUCAUAUAGUUAGGGGUAAUCGUUAACUUUUGUUACAGAGAAGAGAUCGAAGAAAGAAAAGUGGAAAGUUAACUUUUUUAAGUAUUGUUUUUUGUUAUGUGGUAGCGAUAAUUAGAUUUAGUUCUAGAAAACUUAUAGAUUUAUUACAUUGAUCCUAAAAACAUUUGUACUUUGACAUGGAUUUAAAUUGUGUUGUUGUGGAAUAGAA
Messenger RNA from Hydractinia symbiolongicarpus, 1076 nucleotides. RefSeq lists its product as uncharacterized. Gene Ontology annotation, cellular component: membrane. The coding region runs from base 69 to 881 and encodes 270 amino acids. The transcript has 4 exons. NCBI's taxonomy places the organism in Eukaryota, Metazoa, Cnidaria, Hydrozoa, Anthoathecata, Hydractiniidae. The record is from RefSeq and is a predicted model, not a curated record.